Aspergillus pseudoviridinutans is the source of this 900-nucleotide messenger RNA. RefSeq lists its product as uncharacterized. The record is from RefSeq and is a predicted model, not a curated record. NCBI's taxonomy places the organism in Eukaryota, Fungi, Ascomycota, Eurotiomycetes, Eurotiales, Aspergillaceae. The coding region runs from base 1 to 900 and encodes 299 amino acids. The transcript has a single exon. Gene Ontology annotation, molecular function: FMN binding; NADPH dehydrogenase activity.
AUGGGGGUUACCCUAACGUACCCCGGAAUCCACACCGAAGAACAGAUUGCAGCCUGGAAGGAAGUCACGCACGCCGUCCACGAACAGGGUUCUUACAUUUACUUGCAACUGUGGGCGCUUGGACGUGCAGCUAAUCCGCCGUACUUGAAAAGCUCAGGUUACGAUCUGGUGUCAAGUAGUGACGUUCCGAUGAAAAGCACUUUUAGCGAUGAAAUGCAUUACCCUCGGCCUUUAACUGAAAAGGAGAUCCUCGGAGCCGUCGAGGACUUUACAACGGCGGCCGGGAAUGCCAUCGCUGCCGGAUUUGACGGUGUGGAGAUUCACGGAGCAAAUGGCUACCUCGUCGAUCAGUUCAUUCAGGAUGUCUUGAACCGCCGAACCGAUGCCUGGGGCGGCAGUAUCGAAAGGAGAUCCCGGUUUGCUCUCGACGUUACUCGAGCGGUCGCGGAUGCAGUGGGAAAUGAUCGCACAGCGAUUCGAUUAAGCCCGUGGAGUCGAUACCAGGGCAUGCGCAUGUCCGAUCCCAUCCCCCAGUUUGCUGAUCUUGUCGUCAGACUGGCGGACUUCAAGUUGGCCUACCUGCACGCCUGUGAGUCGGAGGCCAAGAAGUCGACUGAUAGCCUUCGAUUUCUACUGGACGCCUACAAAAGAGCAGGGCCCGUCAUCCUCGCCGGCAACUACGAUGGCGAGUCGGCUCGCAAAGUUGUGGAUGAGACCUAUGAAGAUAACGAUUUGUUGGUUGCUUUUGGACGUCCGUACAUUUCCAACCCAGACCUCGUCUAUCGGGUUCAAGAGGGUAUUCCGUUCAGCCCUCUGGAUCCAGCGACCAUGUACGCGCAGACCUCCGAAGGGUAUAUUGACUAUGAGUUCUGCAAGAAGUUUCAAGCAAAGCUGAAGUAG